AUGACGGCAACAUCUCCUUUGAAUGUGUCUGCUAUGCAGAUUGUCCAAAUUCACCACUAUGCUGCUCAUUCGAAUUCUUCGGAACUGGAUAAACUAUUUCAAGAUGAUGCAGUUUGGAUUAUUACGAGCAGUUUCAUCAUUUUCACGAUGCAUUCAGGAUUUGGCCUACUAGAAUCCGGAAGUGUGUCAGCGAAGGAUGAGGUGAACAUCAUGGUCAAGAACGUUGUUGAUGUGGUCUUCGGUGGUCUGUCCUACUGGAGCGUUGGCUAUGGCUUGAGUUAUGGGGAUUACGAGCCGUUCAGGAACAGUUUUAUUGGAUUUGGACGGUUUUUCUAUGAUCCAACGAGGGAAGAAUCCUCAGUGAACGAGGAAGGCUGGUCAUAUGCAGCUUUUCUCUUCCAACUCAGCUUAGCUACCACUGCUUCUACCAUCGUGUCUGGCGCAGUAGCGGAGCGAGCGAAAUUGAAAUCUUACAUUUUACUUGGUUGCCUUGUUAUUCUCAUACAGGCUUUACCUGCUCACUGGGUAUGGGACAGCGAAGGUUUCUUCUACAAACUCGGCGUUGUCGACUUUGCCGGAUGUUCCGCUGUCCACAUGGUCGGUGGCAUUAUUGGUUUGAUAGCUACUGUUUAUCUCAAACCAAGGCGGAAUCGCUUCAAUGAGGAUAGUGUCCACCAAAUGAGCUCACCCACAAACGCACUGCUUGGAACUUUUCUUCUGUGGUGGGGAUGGUUCGGUAUCAAUGCGGGUUCCGUUUGGGGAAUCACAAGCGGGAGAUGGCGGCUCGGAGCAAGAGCAGCCGUUGCGACGAUAAUGAGCUCAAUUGGUGGGGGUGCGACAUCCAUUGUUAUAAGCUUUGUAAAAACGAAAAAACUGCAAGUUAAUUUUCUUAUAAACGGGAUAUUAUCAUCUAUCGUGUCCAUAACAGCACUAUGCGCUGUUUCACGACCGUGGCAUGCACUCAUCAUUGGUGGAGUCUCGGCGGCCUUUUCUAUAUCGGUGCUACCGUUACUCGACCGGUUUCAAGUGGAUGACCCUGUAGGGAUUGUCCCAAUUCAUCUCACUUCUUCCAUUUGGGGUAUGGCUGCUGUUGGGAUUUUCUGCGAGCAAGACCGAUAUUUGGCAGGAGCUACCAACGGUCUAGCUGGGGUACUGUACUCAGGAAAGUUCACUUUACUUGGAGUACAGCUGUUGUGUACAUUAACAAUACUGGUCUACAGUGCAACUUGCGGUUUACUUGCCCUCUUCUUGAUUAGCAAGAGUCCGCUUGGUUUGAGAGUUACCGACUAUGAAGAACAGAUAGGAGCAGAUGUGAUAGAACAUGGUUUGGCUGGAACAAAUGUGGCUAGAUACGUGCUUGAAAAGCCAUUGAGCACUAGAACAUUCCAAACAGUCACAAAAGCGAUAACGAAGUGGAAAAUGAUGGCCAAAGCAAAGAGUCGCUCAAAACGCAUGGAACAAAUGCGGCAAAAACGGCUCGACGAAGAAAAAGCUCUCACAACUGGUACUUCCCCAAAUGGAGCUAACGGAGAUGUAGUCCAAAGCAAUGGUACUGUACUACAACAACGUAAGGCCUCGAUAGUAUCGCAAGCUUUGAGUGCUCUCUCAUCUCCACGAAGAGCUGUGGCCGAUUUUCCUGAAGUUCCUGAUGUUCCCGAAUUGGAGGGACAAGCUUACGAAGGUCGUGUUUCGUCUAGAAGGUCGACAAUCUCAGCUCAUGCAGGCUCGUCUAAUACAGGGAAAACAGAGAGCAAAAUUGAUGAAACCCGCAGCGAAACACAAAGCGGCCAAUCUCCAGAAGACGUUAAGAGCUCUACUCCAUCGGCUUCUACUCCUCCUGUGACUAGCGGCAACAUUACAGUAAACGUCAAUCCGGCCGGUUCCUCAAAACCGACGACAGUCGGCAAAUUUGUGCGAUCCCCUUUGGCACGGCCACUCACUCCUCCAGACGACAUCAGCAUGGAUGCCGCAUCCAUCUCCGCUCCCGCAACAGGAGGUCGCGGCAACAAAGUUGCUCCAGAAUAA
This is a messenger RNA of Cylicocyclus nassatus, 2025 nucleotides long. Lineage: Eukaryota; Metazoa; Nematoda; Chromadorea; Rhabditida; Strongylidae. The record is from the annotation of a GenBank genome assembly.